AUGGGUACUGUUCAUGAUAAUUUAAAAGAGAUUCCAAAUCAUUAUUCACAUUAUCAAGUAUUGGGUGUAUCAUAUUCAGCUGAGAAAAAUGAAAUUAAAAGUGCUUUUAGGAAACUAUCUAAAAAAUUCCAUCCUGAUAUGAAUCAAAGAGUUUCUCCAAAGAAGAAGAAGAUAAUAAAUAACAAUUAUUUAAAAAUCGUAUCAUCUUAUGAAGUGUUAUCAAAUGAUGAUAAAAGACAAAAAUAUGAUAGUUCAAUGAAGCCGAGUGGUGGUAAUGGAAGUCAUGUUAGAGUUAAUAGAGAACGUGAUUUUAGUGGGAAUGUUUUCUAUCAAGAGAGGAAAACUUAUAGUGCAGGUGGUAUAAAUAGAAGUCGUGGUCGAGUUAAUUUCGGACCAGGUUAUAAAGAAUCAACUUCAACUUAUUCAAAUUUUGAUAGAUUCAGUUCACCAACUGGUUCAAAUUAUGAUGUUCCUCAUUUUGAUUAUGAUCAACAUUUAAAAGGAACUUUAUCAUUUGAAAGAAGAAUGAUUAAUAAAAGAAUUGCCAAAACUUAUAUGAUUAAUGAAGCUGAGAAAUUGGAAAAAAGUAGGCAAAAAAGGGAAAAAGAUUCAAAUAGAGAUAAAAUUCAUGAUGAAAUUCAUGAUAUUUUAAAUUUGGAUAGAUAUGGUGCACAUUCAAGAAUUAAACAAAAAGAAAGUGGAUCUGGUUCAAAAGCUGUUUUAUUAGUGGGUACUUUAGGGAUAAUUGCAGUUGGUGGAUUGUUAUUACAUUGA
Molecule: messenger RNA, 774 nt
Organism: Hansenula anomala
Lineage: Eukaryota; Fungi; Ascomycota; Saccharomycetes; Phaffomycetales; Wickerhamomycetaceae
Product: J domain-containing protein
Exons: 1
Coding region: 1-774 (257 amino acids)
Biological process (GO): protein refolding
Cellular component (GO): cytoplasm
Source: RefSeq, a predicted model, not a curated record